This is a messenger RNA of Suillus fuscotomentosus, 1002 nucleotides long. RefSeq lists its product as uncharacterized. The transcript is spliced from 7 exons. Lineage: Eukaryota; Fungi; Basidiomycota; Agaricomycetes; Boletales; Suillaceae. The coding region runs from base 1 to 1002 and encodes 333 amino acids. The record is from RefSeq and is a predicted model, not a curated record.
AUGGCGAAGGAGGCUCAGGCUCGAAAACCAGUUUCUCUACUAGGAAGCUGCAAGUCUCAGAAAGAAAUUUUCCUUGAAGUGUUUGACAGCGUCGUCGUACGGCUGUGGAUUCCUACCAUCAAGAAGAAACCGGCCCAUACCAUUCCACCAAAUUAUCUGGCAAACACUGUGGAAAGUCGUGAACAGCAACUAACUACAUGGUACCGUUGGCGGAAAAACCCUGCUCGCCUGGGCCACACGAGUGGUGUUAAAGGAGCUUUGAAGUUCGACACUGUGUUAGCUGGUGGUGUAGAACUUAAGGGGACCCGGGCACCGCAAAAAAUAGACAUUUACUCCUAUGAAUACUAUGGAGAAAAAGUCAAGGACACUGCAGACGCCGAAAUCAGAGUACAGAAUGUUACUGACCACGGGCCAAAGCUGAAUAAGCGCCAUGAGGUGUCUGUGUUCAACUAUCACGUUGGCGAACUUGAGAGUGGGGCACAGUUUGAUCAGACUUAUGCCAAUUUUGAUGUGGUGCAGGCUGCAUUUCUAGCCUUCGUCAAAGACGCUCUCGAUACUCGACACUGCCCCAAGACUCAGACGCUGAGGAGGCAGAAGAUUCAUCAUCAGACUCGCAUGAUGGUUCAGACAAGGAGUGGGCAAGCUGCCAUUCCCUUGUUUUUGAUGGAAUCUGGGCCAUCGACAGGCUCUCAGCCAUUUCCAUUGACUCAACUUGCUCAGUCCAAUAGCCUCAAAACAGCGUCGUUUCGUAGCAGUCCACUCGGAGUGCCAGCUGGUACUGCCAUUCAAUUCCUAAAGUCGAAGAGUGCAUUAUCGUCCCCACCCGAAUUCGUGUCAGUCAGCGAGGCGGAUGUCUUGUGUCGCAGUCAAUCACACGUUGACGACCCUUUUGCACCGGAGCAGAUCAAUCCCUGGGAUUCUCGCUAUUCCAUGAAGCCCGCUAACCUCCAGCUCAUGUUAGGAGGGUCGGUUACCGUUUCCCAAACAAUGUUUGACAAGUGA